CGACAUCAACGACCCAAUGGCUGUCACCAAGGACUCGACCAGCUCCGCGCUGGUCUCGAAGGAUCUCUGGAAUGGUGCAGGUGACGCGCCUCAAUUGGUCGACGUGUUGACGCAAUUGGCGCAUUUUCUCGAACAAAUCGGCUACACCAAGACUGUCGCCGCGCUGCAGAAGGAAGCGAGCAAGAACGAUAUCACGGUCAUCAGCGCAGAAUGGACACGGGCGAUCGACGCGAAGACCGGCACUCCCCUCCUCGAGCUGUACGAAUUAUGGCAAAAGAAGAAGAAGACUUUGCCGACACUCCCCGCCGCCGACGACAACACCAGCGAUAGUGAGGAUGACAGUGAUGGCGAAGACGAAUCCGAGGAUGCCGCAGAGGACGCAUUGGUGGACGUCGAAGCCGAAGAGACCAGCGAUGACGAUUCAGACGAGAAGAGCGAGUCGGACGGCGACAGCAGCAGCGACGAGGUGGACAAUGAUGAGAUGACAGGGUCAGCAGCCCCGGACAAAAAGCGAAAACGUUCGCCGUCGCCAGCUUCCUCGGAUGACUCCAGCUCCGACGGCUCCGACUCUAGUUCCGACGAGAGCCAAGCGCCGCCCGCGAAGAAGGCCAAGGUCAAAGCAUCCGCCACAUCCAGCAGCAAUGAGACUUCGUCCUCCAAAAGCGACAGCUCCAGCUCCAGCUCUGAAUCAGAUUCCGGCUCCGAUUCCAGCAGUGACAGCGCCAGCAGCGACUCCAGCAGUGACUCAAGCAGCGACUCCAGCAGCGAUUCGUCCAGCGAUUCGUCCAGCGAGUCCGAGUCCGAGGCGCCUCCUCCUGCGAAGAAAGAGAAGGUCAAGAAGGAAAAGAAAGUCAAGGCUAGCAAAAUGGAUUCCGUGCCUGCAACGGUCGAUCAUGUCGGUCCGGUAAAAGAAGGUUCUACUGCAUCUUCCGCAACGCUGGAGGGAGAGGAUACACCAAACGUUCAAGAAUCCCACAUUCACCCGUCCCGCCUCCGUCAGGUGCCCUCUUCAGAUCCCGCUCCUGCGGCUGGGAGUGCCAACAAGCUUUCAGGCAAGAAAGAAAUAGUGCCCUUCUCGCGCAUUCCAGUCGAUCAGAAAGUCGACCCGCGAUUCGCAAGCAAUGCGUACGUGAGCUACGACUACGCGGACCGGGCCCACCAGGACCUGAUCGUCACGAAGGGCAAGGGCUUCACCAAGGAGAAGAACAAGAAGAAGCGAGGAGCCUAUCGUGGUGGUGCCAUCGACCUCACACCCAAGGGCAUCAAGUUCGACGACUAGUCGGAUACGCUCGCGCUCAUUGGACAUCGGUUUUCUUGUUUGUUGCGUUUAGCGGGCUUGGUUGUAUCAAAUUCCAGUAGACAAGCCGGACACCAUACACGUGAGGGCUUCAGGCGUCGAAAAGAGGGGACCCAAGACAACUGAAACUUUCCAUCCUUCG
Molecule: messenger RNA, 1439 nt
Organism: Zymoseptoria tritici IPO323
Lineage: Eukaryota; Fungi; Ascomycota; Dothideomycetes; Mycosphaerellales; Mycosphaerellaceae
Exons: 2
Coding region: 17-1279 (420 amino acids)
Cellular component (GO): nucleolus; nucleoplasm
Molecular function (GO): protein binding
Source: RefSeq, a predicted model, not a curated record